GGCUACGGGGACAAUGAUCGAGAUAAAAACAUUUUGCCUUGGCGCAAAAUUAGGAAAAAAAAAAAGUAGCAUGAGGUACCAGACGAACUCCGGCGAAAAGCUCUGGGAUGCCAAGCAUGAGAGUCUGAGCGUUGAAAUUAAGCGAGUUAAGAAAGAAAACGACAACAUGCAUAUUGAACUAAGGCAUCUUAAGGAUGAGGAUCUCAACUCCCUUAACCCAAAGGAAUUGAUUCCUAUUGAGGAGGCACUCCAGAUUGGGCUCACCAGCGCAAGGGAAAAGCAAAUGGAAAUCUGGAAGAUGCACAAGAAGAAUGAAAAAUUUCUAGAGGAGGAGAACAAACAACUGACUUAUAUGCUGAUAAUCUUCUUGUCAGUUGAUGUUUCAUAG
This is a messenger RNA of Zingiber officinale, 388 nucleotides long. Its product is annotated as MADS-box transcription factor 4-like. Bases 14 to 388 code for a protein of 124 amino acids. Gene Ontology annotation, cellular component: nucleus. Gene Ontology annotation, biological process: regulation of DNA-templated transcription. Gene Ontology annotation, molecular function: DNA-binding transcription factor activity. NCBI's taxonomy places the organism in Eukaryota, Viridiplantae, Streptophyta, Magnoliopsida, Zingiberales, Zingiberaceae. The transcript has 6 exons. The record is from RefSeq and is a predicted model, not a curated record.